Molecule: messenger RNA, 534 nt
Organism: Arvicanthis niloticus (Nile rat)
Lineage: Eukaryota; Metazoa; Chordata; Mammalia; Rodentia; Muridae
Source: RefSeq, a predicted model, not a curated record
AUGUCACAAGCAAAGAAGAGCACAGCGACCCUGGCCCCAGCGCCCCCAGACCGUUCCCGAAGCCUUCUGCGGGGCCUGCCGUCGCCCGCUCUAUGCUGUGCCUGUGGCUUGUGCGUGCUGCUGGCAGGCCUGAACGUGACACUAGUGGGAGCUUUCGCUGCCUUCCUGCCAGGACACAACGUACCGCUAGUGGUGGGGCCCGCUCUGCUCGUGCUGGCGCUCGGCUUCUUUGCUGCCUGCUGCCUGUGCAGCCGCCGGGGCCCCGUGCCCCGCGCGCGCUCCUCUGCCCCCGUGGGCCAGGGUGGCAGGCGUCCGGGUGCUGUGGCACUGGAGAUGGAGAGCAGCGAGCGUACGGCGCAGGACACGACGGCGGUGCAGCUCAGUCCAGCAGCCUCGGCUGCAUCCUCCGGCCGCUCCAGCCCCGUCCCGGGCCUCUUUGCCCUGGACCCUCCCGUACCUGCAACCGCGGCCUCCUACUUGCCGCGCACCGAAGGGACCCAGCUCAACUUCCCUAGGGACCUGGUACCUUCCUAG